Molecule: messenger RNA, 2761 nt
Organism: Quercus lobata
Lineage: Eukaryota; Viridiplantae; Streptophyta; Magnoliopsida; Fagales; Fagaceae
Exons: 12
Coding region: 386-2245 (619 amino acids)
Source: RefSeq, a predicted model, not a curated record
AAUGGCCGAGUUUUACUUUUGCACAUCAUCUUCAAUCAAAAGCCACGAACUGUCUUCUUUUAAUGCAAUACAAAAAGCCCACCAUUGCAAAAGCUUCAAAGGUGGUAUAACUUUCUUAGACAAGGCACUAGUCAAAAAAAUGACCACCCUUUUUAAGUAUUUUGUACUAUAUGUAGCACUAGCACAUAAACUUUACGAUGUUAUCCUUGCACUAUAUUUCUUAGGUCUUGCAUAUCAAAAGGACAAAUGGGGUUGUUUUCUCUGAUUUGAAUUACAUAUAUCUGAGAACCCCUUUGGUCCUUGAACCGCUAGAUUUUGUUGAGCUUUUCAAAAACACAUACCCUGAGUGUUUAAACCGUGUGGUUAAAGCCAAUUUGAUACUGUCAUGCAUGAAAUAAAGUGGCGGGUUUCUAGUUUGAAGCCAUUCGACUUCAUGGAAGUUAAAGUUUCGAGACACAAGCGUUCUAUGAGUGAUCCAAUUAAAAGAAAACUCAAGGAAGACAAAUCAAAUAGCAUCUCUGAAUCUCCUUAUCGAGUUAAGAUGGAAUUCGGACAACCUAAGGCCUGUAUUGAAGCCAAGAAGAAACAACCCCCUAACAGUGACAUUCAAAGUUCCUUGAAGCAAGAGGUUCUGCAGCUUCAAAGACGAUUACAUGACCAAUUUGUGGUACGGCGAGUAUUAGAGAAGGCAUUAAGUUAUCGGCCUCUUUCACAUGAUGCUAUGAUAGAUAACUCAGUCCCCAAGCCUGCCCAAGAACUGAUCAAGGAAAUUGCAGUGUUAGAACUAGAAGUUGUGUAUUUGGAACAGUAUCUUCUUUCUUUGUAUCGGAACAAAUUUGAUCAACAAAAAUCAUGUGUGUCAAUCGUGGAGGGAAGAUUGAACAAAGAAAGGUUUCGAAAGGUACCUGAAUAUGAUAUUAUGUCAGAGAAAGAAGAUCCAGUCACCCACUCCACUCAUCAUACGUUGCCUCAAAAUUCAAUUGGCAAUCCACCACAGGAGUGCAAUGACAUUUGGGGGACACAAAAGCAGCUGGAUUCUAGUAUUCAUCGCAGCCACUCAUCACUUUCUCAGCGUUCAGCUUGUUUAUCUAGAACUUCUCCUCCUAUGAAAUUUUUAAAUAAAGGUGUAGGCUCGUACCAUUCCCUACCUUUGUCAAUGCUGGAGCAAGCUCAGACUACUACUUCCAGUGUAAGUUUGGCGGAGCAUCUUGGGACCUGUAUCUCAAAUCAUAUACCAGAGACACCAAACUGGCUUUCUGAGGAGAUGAUUAAGUGUAUUUCAGCCAUAUAUUGUGAACUUGCAGACCCACCUUUGAUCAAUCAUGACUACCCUUCUUCCCCUAUUGCAUUAUCAUCAUCACUAAAUGAAUAUUCUUCACAAGGUCAGAGUGAUAAGUGGAGCUCACAGUGCAAGAAUUUUUCAUCAUUCAAUUCAAACUUUGAUAACCCUUUCCACAUUGAGGGAUCAAAAGAGUUCAGUGGACCUUACUGCACCAUGGCAAAGGUGCAGCUGAUAUGUAGAGAUCGUCAGAAGUUAAGAGAAAUUGAAUACAUGCUACGAAGAUUUAGGUCACUUGUUUCUCAAUUGGAAGAAGUUGAUCCUAGAAAGAUGAAACAUGAGGAGAAGCUAGCCUUUUGGAUUAAUGUCCACAAUGCACUAAUAAUGCAUGCAUUUUUGGUCUAUGGGAUUCCACAGAAUAAUCUUAAAAGAAUGUCUGUACUACUUAAGGCUGCAUAUAAUAUUGGGGGUCACACCGUAAGUGUAGACAUGAUACAAAGCUCUAUCCUGGGAUGUCGAUUGCCUCGUCCAGGACAAUGGUUGUGGCUGUUGUUUGCCUCAAAGACAAAAUUCAAGGUUGGAGAUGCACGGAAAGCAUAUGCAAUUGAGCACCCUGAACCUCUUCUACAUUUUGCACUUUGUUCAGGAAGCUAUUCUGAUCCUGCGGUCCGCAUAUACACUUCCAAGAGAGUAUUUGAGGAGCUGGAAGUUGCGAAAGAAGAGUACAUUCAAUCAACCUUCAGCAUACGUAAGGAUCAGAAAAUCCUUCUACCAAAGAUAGUGGAGUCUUUUGCAAAGGAUUCAGGUUUGUGCUCAGGUGAUUUGGUGCAGAUGAUUGAGCAUUUUGUACCUGACACUCAAAGGAAGAGCAUUCAGCAGUGUCAGCACAAAAGAACUUGGAAGGGAAUUGAGUGGACCCCUCACAACUUUACUUUCCGCUAUAUGCUUUCAAAAGAGUUGGCUUAACAAUGUCUUAGCAUAAUAAAUGCUCAAGAUUCAUAGUAUGUGGCAGGUAUUCCAGAUUGUUUUAGCCUUUAUGGCUAUUUUUGUUCCUCUAUAUGUGAGCAACUGCAGCUAGCUUAGUUAGUUCAGAAUGACAGUUGAACAUAGCUGAACCUUGGCAAGAAAAACGAAUGGUAAUGGUGAUCAAAGAAGGUCAAGAUUUUUGAGCUUGAGAAUAUCUAAAAAAUACAUCAAACGAAUUGUUUUUUGGAUCAGAAGAAAUUUCAAACUUGAGCUUAUUUGAUCACCAGUCUUUGUUGAGUGGAGAGGAUGUGUGAUUUGGCUGUCAUUCCCAGUCAUCUUGGCAAGUUCUUUUGACAGGUAUUCAUGUACAAACAAAUGAAAGCAGUGAGGGAUAGGUUGAUAGAGUGGUAGCAUGUAGUUAUUGUAAUAUGAUUGUUAUUUGGCUGGAUUUUGUAAUGUAAAGUAUCUCAUUAGUGUUCAGAAAGAUAUCUUGAUGCUGUCUGGCUAUUUUUCAUA